AUGCCUGCAUUCAUGACGGGAAAGGUGUCGGUGAAGGGCAACAUACUGUUACUCCAGAAGUUGGACACCUUCUGGAACCAAGUCCAGGGCCAGCGAAAGGACCCGGAGAUGCCUAAUGUCAAGGACAUUAUGCUCAGCCAUCCAAUGAAACCCGGCUUAAAAAGCGAGGUCACAGUCUUCGAGUUGCUCCAGAAGUUGGUCCGUUUGCCAAACCUGUUGUCCGAGGGGUCGGCCGUCGAUUUGGCCAUCAAUAAAGAGGGACAGUUAGCCUCCAAAUGGAGACUGAACUUCCCGGCCGGACAGAGCAUCGGUAGGCUAGAGAGGGCUGACAGUACCGGCCCUAUAGAUAACGUGCUGACCAUCGAUGACAACGAUUUCGUGCGCUUAACCUAUAAUACACUGAAACUCGAAGACGCAAUAGCAUCGGGUCGGGUGACCUACCGGGGCGACCAGUCAACGGUGCCUAAACUGAGCAAGAUGUUUGCCACGAGUAGGAUUUUAGCCAAAUUGUAAACUCCAUAGCGUUAUACCAAAUAUUAAUAUAGAUUUGUAUGCC
This is a messenger RNA of Oppiella nova, 556 nucleotides long. NCBI's taxonomy places the organism in Eukaryota, Metazoa, Arthropoda, Arachnida, Sarcoptiformes, Oppiidae. The record is from the annotation of a GenBank genome assembly.